AUGGCCUUCGCUAGUGUCCUCAAUGAAGCUGAUGUAAAAGCCGCUCUGGCCGGCUGCGCAGCUGCUGACUCCUUUGACUACAAGACGUUCUUCAAGGCAUGCGGAAUGUCCGGCAAGUCCGCCCAUGAGGUCAAGAAAGCUUUCUACAUCAUUGACCAGGACAACAGUGGCUUCAUUGAGGAGGAGGAGCUGAAGCUGUUCCUGCAGAACUUCAGUGCUGGUGCCAGAGCACUCACUGACAAGGAGACCGCGGCAUUCCUCAUCGCUGGUGACAGUGAUGGUGAUGGCAAGAUCGGAGUCGAGGAGUUUGCUUCUAUGGUGAAGGCAUAACUUUCCACUGACCAAGAUCC
Molecule: messenger RNA, 350 nt
Organism: Anarrhichthys ocellatus (wolf-eel)
Lineage: Eukaryota; Metazoa; Chordata; Actinopteri; Perciformes; Anarhichadidae
Product: parvalbumin beta-like
Exons: 4
Coding region: 1-330 (109 amino acids)
Cellular component (GO): cytoplasm
Molecular function (GO): calcium ion binding
Source: RefSeq, a predicted model, not a curated record